AUGGGCAGUCUUGGCCCGAAGAUGAGCAUUCCACAGGCCCAUUUCGGCAGCACGACAAAAUCACUCUCUCCUGCUAAAUCAGCGGCGAGGUACCUGAUUCCCGACUCCAGUUCAAAAAAAAGAGGGUUCCCUUCCCGAUCCCGACUCCCCGGCGGCCGAUCCUCCGCCCACCGGCGAUCGGCUCUUCCUUCCACCCUCGAAUUACCCUACCACCAACCACUCUCCCUCCUCGAUCCGCCUCACUCGCGUCCGGCCGGCAAGGAAAUGGCCUCGUCGCUCAUGUCCAUCCCCGACCAUCUCAAGGCCGAGAUCUUCGUCCGGCUGCCGGAACCGGAAGACCUCGCCCGCACAUCUGCCACCUGCGUCACCUUCCGCACACUCCUAGCCGACGCCUCCUUCCGCCGCCGCCUCCGCCUCCUCCACGCCCCGCCCCUCCUCGGCGUCCUCGACCGCGACGGGUUUCAGCCCGCCCUCCCGCCUCACCCCUCCGCGCCUGCCGCCCGCGCGCUCGCCCAAGCAGCCGAUUUCUCCUUCUCCUUCCUCCCCUCCCACCGCCGCUGGACAGUGCAGGACGUCCGCGACGGCCGCGUCCUCCUCGCCGAUGACCCCGAGCCCCAAGUGUACACGGAGCUCGUGGUUUGUGACCCCUUGCACCGGCGAUACAUCGUGCUUCCCCAAGUACCUUAUGCCGUCCCCACUCCGAUGGAGUAUCCAGACCCUGUGGUACACAGGCGUCAUCUUUUCAUAGCUUCCCCCGCCCCCGGCGACAACGGGGCAGCUGCAGCCAUGGAAGAGGUGGAAAGGGCAUUCAUAGUGGUCUUGAUAGCACAUUGUCAAACUGGGCUGGCUGCCUUCGUCUUCUCUUCGAGGACCGGACAAUGGCGAGCUGCUGCACCCAAGGGUUGGAGUGAUUUGUUCACCAGCAAAGGAGAGUCAACCCUCAUCACAUCAAUACACCCUAAGUUUGUCGGGCGCCAUUACGCUUAUGGCUGCUUUUAUUUGGAGUCCACAAUAGAUAACAAGUUUCUCGUAUUUGACACCCGGAGGAUGGAGUUCUCCAUCCUCGACGUCCCACGCGAAGUAUCAAAUAUGUUCGGUCUAGCCAUUGUGGAGGCAGGAGAAGACAGGCUUGGGAUGUUUGACAUCCAUACUGAAAGGAUAACUGGCAAACAUGGAGUCCGUUAUUACAUUAGAGGAAACAAAGGCGAGAGUUCUAGCCAGUGGAAGAUGGAGAAGACAAUCUCACUACAUUAUGAUUAUCAGUACUAUAUCCAAGCUUCAACGGAGAGGUAUUUGCUCCUAAGAAAGUUUGGACCCCUGCAGGUCAUAAACUCAUCUCCAGAGAUGCUAAAGGUGGAAUAUGUCUCAAUGGACAUCAAAACGAUGCAGCUUGAGACGGUUUGUGGUAUAUCUUUUGGAUUUAGCUUGGCCAGCGCGCGCAUCUAUACCAGCUUUCCGCCAUCCUUGUUGUCUGCACCGACACUAUGAAGUGAUUCUGUGGAGCUAUAGUCAGAUCGACAUUCUUAAUUCAAAGUGACUGUGAGAUUUCAAUAGCGGGGAGUUGGAUCACCUUGUCUACAGGGAUGACAAAAUAUCACAAUCUAGAUUGCUUUGCCUGGUGUUGGUCAUGUCUAUGUUUGGAUUAAUUUUACUGUGGCAUCGAUGUGGUUAUUGUUCCCUGCCUGAGAGUCACAUUUGAAUUUACAGUAUUUCAGUUCGCAGUGGUGUCUAUGCUGUUCUUGUAUCAUGCUUGGAAAAUGACAUUGAAAUGAACGUUCGUCUUUAUAUCAGACAAAAGGACUAGCAAAGCUAGGUGAUAUACAUAUCAUUGUUUUUCUAUC
Hordeum vulgare subsp. vulgare (domesticated barley) is the source of this 1841-nucleotide messenger RNA. RefSeq lists its product as uncharacterized. The transcript has 2 exons. NCBI's taxonomy places the organism in Eukaryota, Viridiplantae, Streptophyta, Magnoliopsida, Poales, Poaceae. The coding region runs from base 1 to 1488 and encodes 495 amino acids. The record is from RefSeq and is a predicted model, not a curated record. Gene Ontology annotation, molecular function: protein binding.